AUGCUUUCUGUGGGCACAUCAUCCCCUGCUUUCGUUGCUCCGCGCUUGAGACUUGAUGGGUCUCCAGGUGCGGUGCGCACUGCCCCACCAGCUUCACAGGCCCUCAACUUAAGAGCGGCUCCCCUGGCAUUCGCAGCGAAGGAUGUUGCUGCAGGGAGUGGCUUGCUUCUUGCGGCCUCAUUUGCAGCCCGAAGUGGGCGGCGAGUGGCAAGGCGAGCGGUCGACAUGCCGGUCAAAGAGCCGCCUGUGACCACAACAGUGGCGAUUCCCGGCGCCAAGGUUGAGGAGGAAACAAAGCAGAAAAGGGCGGAUGAGUACCGCCUCGUUUUAUACAACGAUCCCCUGAACAAGCGUGAGUUCGUCGCUAGGUGCUUGAUGACCAUCUGCCUGCUCAAAGAGGGAGACGCCUACCAGGUCAUGAUGAAGGCUCACAAAGAAGGAGUGGCCGUGGUUGGCACCUACUCCUUUGAAACAGCCGAGGCAUACUGCGACGGGCUAAAGUCUCAAGGUCUCAGCGUAGACAUUUUCCCUGUAGACAAGGACGAGUAG
Molecule: messenger RNA, 549 nt
Organism: Symbiodinium pilosum
Lineage: Eukaryota; Dinophyceae; Suessiales; Symbiodiniaceae
Source: the annotation of a GenBank genome assembly